Molecule: messenger RNA, 6450 nt
Organism: Columba livia (rock pigeon)
Lineage: Eukaryota; Metazoa; Chordata; Aves; Columbiformes; Columbidae
Gene: LAMB2
Product: laminin subunit beta 2
Exons: 35
Coding region: 832-6315 (1827 amino acids)
Biological process (GO): animal organ morphogenesis; tissue development
Cellular component (GO): basement membrane
Source: RefSeq, a predicted model, not a curated record
CACACGGCACAGCCCUGGGGCACGGGCCAGGCGCUGGCAGCUGGCACGAGGGGGCACACAAGGAAGGGGCCAUAGCGUCCCUUGGGAGAGGCGGGCUGGGUCGCCUCUGCGCCUGCUGUGCACUUCCCGGGGCUGGUGCCUGUUGGACUUUGCUUGGGGAGCCGUGGCAGUGGGGAGGGCCGCGGGUCCCUCUGGAGGAAUGCGCCCAGCCUGUGGCACCAUGGCUGUGCCCAGGCUAGCUCCCGGUGGGGCAGACACUGGGUGUGGCUCCACCCUGGAGCCAUGCCAGCACCUCUGCCAUGGGGCAUCCCUAAGCGGGGCAAACAGCGGUGCUGUGGGCCUCAUGCAGCCGUGCCAGUGUUGGGUGCCCAUCCUGCUGUGCCGCCCUGCAAGCGGCGGCAGGCGCGUUCUUGCCGUGCUGUGCCGGGAGCCCUGGGAACGCGGCGCCGCUGGCUCACCAACCCACGAGGUGCCCUUUUGUUCACCGGUGGAGCCGCCGUGCUGCCCGCGGGCCGGGGCGUGCCAGCGCUGCCGACGCCUGGCUGGUCUGGCUUCCGCGGGCAGGCAGGCAGUGGGGGCCUCCAGGCAGAAGGAAUCGGCAGUGACAUUCCCGUAGCCUGGAGACCGCCGUCCCUUUCAGCGGGCAGUCCAUUUGAAUAAGAAUCGUGCGCGGGGAAGGGGGGCCGCCGGCCGCCGCCAUCCCAUUGCCGCCCUCGCCCCGGCUCAUUUCUGCACACCCAGCCUGGGGGGCAGUGGGUCCUACGCCGCCCUCACCCUUGGCCUUGGCCCCGCUGGACGCUGCAGGACGCCAGGCAGAGCCCCUGGCUGCCCAUGGACCUCCUGGCACUUGCUCUCCUACUGGCAGGGCUGCUGGUGACGGGGGCCUGGCAGGAGCCUGACCCGAGUCACGGCUGCGCCCGCGGCAGCUGCUACCCGGCCACCGGGAACCUGCUGGUGGGACGAGCCCCCCGCCUGAGUGCCACCUCCACCUGCGGACUGGCUGGGCCCCAGGAGUUCUGCAUUGUCAGCCACCUCCAGGACUCGGAGAAAUGCUUCACCUGCGACUCGCGGGAUCCAUCCCUGCCUGAAAGCCACCGCAUCGAGAAUGUCAUCUACCUGAGCGGCCCCCACGGCCAGCGGACCUGGUGGCAGUCAGAGAACGGCGUGGAGCACGUCAGCAUCCGCCUGGACCUGGAGGGCGAGUUCCACUUCACCCACCUCAUCAUGAAGUUCAAGACCUUCCGCCCUGCCGCCAUGCUGGUGGAGCGCUCAGCCGAUUUCGGACACAGCUGGAAGGUCUAUCGCUACUUCGCCUACAACUGCUCCAAGCUCUUCCCCGGUGUCCCUAGCCAGCCCUCGGGCUUGGUGGACGAGGUGCUGUGUGACCAGCGCUACUCUGAGAUCGAGCCCUCCAGCCACGGGGAGGUCAUCUUCAAGGUGCUGGAUCCCUCCAUCCCUGUGGCAGAUCCGUACAGCCCAGACAUCCAGGACCUGCUGCGUGUCACCAACCUGCGGGUGAACCUCACCAAGCUGCACACGCUGGGGGACAACCUGCUGGACACACGGCAGGAGGUGCUGCACAAGUACUACUACGCUGUGGAUGAGCUGGUGCUGCGUGGGAGCUGCUUCUGCCAUGGCCAUGCUGCCCACUGCGCCCCGGCACCCGGCGCCCCAACCUCCUCCAUCCCCAGCAUGAUCCAUGGGCGCUGCGUCUGCGAGCACAACACACAGGGGCUGAACUGCGAGCGCUGCCAGGACUUCUACCACGACCUGCCCUGGCGCCCGGCCGAGGGCUCCAGCACCAACGCCUGCCGCCGCUGUGACUGCAAUGAACACUCACAGCGGUGCCACUUCGACAUGGCCGUCUACCUGGCCACGGGCAACACCAGUGGGUCUGUGUGCGAUGGCUGCCAGCACAACACCAUGGGCCGCCGCUGCCACCUCUGCAAGCCCUUCUACUACCGGCACCCCCGCUCUGACAUCCGCUCCCCCACCGCCUGUGCCCCAUGUGACUGUGACCCAGCGGGCUCGCUGGAUGGAGGUGCCUGCGAUGGGCACACGGACGUGGCGCUGGGCAUGAUCGCGGGGCAGUGCCGCUGCAAGGAGAAUGUGGCCGGUCCCCGCUGUGACCGGUGCCGGCACGGUGCCUAUGGCCUCAGCCACGGCGACCCACAGGGCUGCCAGCCAUGCAGAUGUGACCCGCGGGGCACGGUGGCCGGCAGCUCCCCCUGCGACCCCAUCAGUGGGGACUGCUACUGCAAGCGCUUCGUGGCCGGGCGCUCCUGCAGCCAGUGCGUGCCUGAGUUCUGGGGCCUGAGCUACGAUGUGGGGGGCUGCCGGCCCUGCGCCUGUGACUUCGGGGGAGCCUACAGCAACCGGUGCUCCAUGGAGGAUGGGGCUUGUCCCUGCCGUCCUCACCUGAUGGGGCGGCAGUGUGACCAAGUACAGCCCGGCUUCUUCUGCGCCCCCCUUGACUACUACACCUACGAGGCCGAGCAGGCCACCAGCCAUGGCCACGGUCACCCUCAGCUCCCAGGUGCCAUCCGAGCCGAGGUGCCCCAGGACUGCCUGGAGUACGACCCGGGGGAGCCAGGGGGACGGAAGGGACGCCCGCGGCACCAGCGCAGCCCCCCUCGCACCCCCCAGCCCCGCAGCCCCUCACGUCGUAGCCGCCAGCAGCCCCCCAAGCCGGACGUGGAGGAGGUGGUGCGGGAUGGCACCGGGCACAUGGUGACAUGGACAGGCUCGGGGUUUGCCCGGGUACGUGAUGGGGCUGGCCUGACCUUCCGUGUGGACAACGUGCCGUACCCCAUGGACUACGAGCUGCUGCUGCGCUAUGAGCCUGAGUCAGCCGAGGACUGGGAGGCCGUGGUCAGCGUCAGCUCCCAGGUGCUGCCCACCAGCCCUCGCUGUGGGAACCUGCUGCCCUCUGAGCAGAUGUACCGGGAGAGCCUGCCCCACAGCCAGAGGUACGUGGUGCUGUCCCGGCCCUUCUGCUUUGAGCCAAGCACCCCCUAUGAGGUGACCGUGAGGCUUCAACGGGCUGGUGUCACCCAGCGCCACCCCAGUGCCUUCAUCCUCAUAGACUCGCUGGUGCUCCUGCCACGGGUGUUGGAGCUACCAGGCUUCCACGGGGCAGAGGGAGCAGCUCGCCGGGAGGAGCUGGAGCGGUACCGGUGCCUGGAGGCAUUUCGCAUGGCCCCCCCGUCCCCCCUGGCCCAGGCCUGUGCCCGCCUGGUCUGCAGUGUCUCGGCACUGCUGCACGGCGGGGCCCUGUCCUGCCAGUGCGACCCUCAGGGCUCCCGCAGCAGCGAGUGCCAGGUGCAGGGAGGGCAGUGCCAGUGCAAGCCCCAUGUCAUCGGCCGCCGCUGCGACCACUGUGCCCCCGGCAGCUACGGCUUUGGGCCCCUGGGCUGCAGCUCCUGUGCCUGCUCCCCGGAGGGCUCGGUGUCCCAGCUGUGUGACGCGGUGAGCGGGCAGUGCCGGUGCCAGCCUGGUGCCGUGGGCCGGCAGUGUGAUCAGUGCCAGCCCGGCCACUGGGGCUUCCCUGCCUGCCGGCCCUGCCAGUGCAAUGGGCACAGUGAGGAGUGUGACCCCCGGACGGGCAGCUGCCUGCACUGCCGCGACCACACCACUGGCCGGCACUGCGAGAGGUGCCAGGACGGUUACUAUGGGGACCCAGUGCUGGGCUCGGGGCAGCAGUGCCGGCCCUGCCCCUGUCCCGGCUACCCCGGCACACGGCACUACCAUGGCAGCGCCUGCCAUGCUGACGAGGAGACCCACCACAUUGUCUGCCUCUGUGCGCCUGGAUACACUGGACCCCGCUGUGACCGCUGCUCCCCUGGCUACUUCGGGGUGCCGGAGAUGGAGGGGGGAGCAUGCCGUCCCUGCCAGUGCAACAACAAUAUUGAUGCCAGUGAUCCAGGGGCCUGUGACCCCCACACGGGGCACUGCCUGCGCUGCCUGUACCACACUGCUGGGCCCCGCUGUGCCCACUGCCAGCCUGGCUACUAUGGCAAUGCCCUGCAGCGUGGCUGCCGGCGCUGCGGCUGUGACCCGCAGGGCACCCUGGCCUCCCACUGCACUGCCGGCACCUGUGCCUGCGACCGCAGCACCGGGACCUGCGCCUGCCGGCCCAACGUGCUGGGCAAGAGCUGCGACCGCUGCGCACCCCACUUCUGGAGCCUGGGGGGGCUGGGGGGCUGCGAGCCCUGUGGUUGCCACCCCACACGCGCCCUGCACCCCUCCUGUGAUGCGGUGACGGGGCAGUGCCAGUGCCGGCCCGGCUUUGGGGGCCGCGUCUGCUCCCAGUGCCAGGAGCAUCACUGGGGAGACCCCGAGCGGGAGUGCAGAGCAUGUGAGUGUGAGCCACUGGGCGCGGAGAGCCUGCAGUGCGAGCCAGCCAGCGGGCAGUGCCAGUGCCGGCCGGGCUUUGGGGGGCUGCGCUGUGACCGCUGCCAGCGGGGCUACCAGGAGCCCUUUCCCCACUGCUUGCCCUGCCACCCCUGCUUUGGGCGCUGGGACCUGGCCCUGGGCAGCCUCCGGGACGGGCUGCGGCGCCUGGGGGCACAGGCACGGGCGCUACGGGAGGGGGGAGCUGCACCCCAGCUCAGCCCCCACCGCCUGCGGGAGCUGGAGGAGGCCCUGGGGCUCGUGGAGCAGCUGCUGGCGCAGGGGGUCAGCCCUGGUGGCCCCCUCCUCAACGAGCUGCCCCGGCAGCUGGACAGCACCAGGAUGGAGCUGGAUGACUUCUGGAAGCAGCUCCAAGAGCUGGAACAACAUCUGGAUCAGCUGUCACAGGCAGAUGUGCGGCACCGCGACCGGCUAGCCGGGCUGACCCGUGAUCUGGGGGCUCUCAAUCGAACCACCUCCCACCUCCAAAUCCUCCUCGGCACUGUGGCAGCAGCUGGAUUUGAUGAGUCGUACAGCAGCAUCCUGGCGUCGGCAGAGAACUCGCGGCAGGCAGAGGCGGUGGCCAAUGGCACGGUCAGCCAGCUGAACAGGGCACAGGCCACACGGCAGGCUACUGAGAAGAUGCUGCGGCAACGGGGUGAUGCUUUCCGCCGUGGCACAGCUGCAGCACGGAAAUCCUUGCGGGAGGCACAGAAACGGGUGAUGGGACUCAGUGUCACUGGGAUCAAUGAGAAGAUUUGUGGGGUGCCUGGAGACCAGAGCUGCAAGGAAGCGCCUUGUGGAGGAGCCUUGUGCCAGGACGGUGUGGGGACACGGCGCUGUGGUGGCACAGGGUGUGCAGGGGCACUGCCCAUCUCGGUUCAAGCCCUGAGCAGCGCCCGUAACGCCUCACUGCAGCUGGAGGUGGCCUUGGGGCAGCUGGGGGUUGUGGCGCAGAAGACACAGGAGGUGCAGGAGCUGGCGCAGGGGGCGCGGAGCCGGGCAGAGGAGGUGCUGGGGCGGUCACAGGCCGCCCGCAGCCGCUCGGAGAAGGCGACGGCUCAGCUGCGGGACUUCAUCCGCCGAAUCAAGGCUUUCCUGGCAGAGGAGGGAGCUGACCCGGGCAGCAUCGAGCUGGUGGCUCGGCAGGUGCUGAAUAUCUCCCUGCCCAGCAGUCCCCAGCGGAUCCAGGAGCUGCUGCAGGAGAUGCAGGAGAGCAUCAGCCAGCUGGAGGGGGUGGACGCGGUGCUCAACAGCACCAAGCAGGGGCUGGCCAUGGCGCGGGGGCUGCUGGUGCAGGGACAGAACGCCAGGGAGCGAGCGGAGGGCGUGAGGGAUGAGCUGGCGGGGACACAGCGAGCGCUGGAGACGGCGCGGGCACAGGUGACGGCAGCGGGGAGUGCCCUGCGGAGUGCCAGGGAUGCCAUCCAGGUGACCGAAAGCAGAGCCAAGGAGGCAGAGCGCAGGCUGCAGGCACUGGAAGGGAAGGAGUCACGGGCGCAGCGGCGGCUGCGGGAGCUGGCACAGCGCGUCACUGCUCUGCGGGAGCGGGGCCGGGACACUCGCCGCAUGGCCCAACAAGCCAAGGAUGGGGCACAGCGUGCCACUGCCGCCUCGGGGACACUCAGCCAGGACCUGGCACAGGUGACGCAGCGCUACGUGGUGCUGAAGGGUCGAGUGAGCGGGCUUGCUGGGGUGUCCAGCGGGGCCCUGCAGCGUGUGACACAGCUGACAGCAGAGGCCCAGGACCUUCUGGACAAGGCCAGCAGCAGCAAGAGGAAGCUGGAAGAGCUGGAGCAGCACUUCGGGGCCAACGAGCGGGCAAUGGCGGCGAAGGCGACGCGACUGCAGGCGUUGGAGCAGCGGGUCUGGGGGCUGCUGGAGGAGAUCCGGGAGAGGGCCAACGCUUAUGCCACCUGCUAGGGACCAGCGGCGGGACCGGGGGCUGGAAUCCGGUCCUGCCCCGCAGCCCUCCCCGGUUCCCGCAACCCGGGGGUGCCAUCCCUUCCGCGGGUUCCUGUAGCACGGCCGCGCUUGCAAAUAAAGCCCUGAACAGCG